UUGUUGCUGCUGCUUCUUCUUCUUCAUUGCGUUUUUUUGUGUCUAGGAUGAAAGCCGCUAAUACCCCCAGCCUUCUUCAGCAUCGCUUCCAUAAACAUGCCCUUGUCCUGCAAGAGCUGAGCAAAGAUUUCAGCUUGGGAUGCAAGAUCUGUAGUAUCUCCGUGAAAGGUCCGGCCUACCAUUGCAUAGACUGCGAGUUCUUCCUCCACAAGUCAUGUGCCGAGUUGCCUCCCAAGAUUCAACAUCCCUCUCAUCCACAGCACCCGCUUGUAUUCUCCAUGGACGCAAGCCCGAGAUUUCGCUGUUAUGGGUGUCGUAACGCGCUACGUGAUAAAUGUUAUCAAUGUUAUGACUGUGAAAUAGACUUACAUGUGGGAUGUGCAGCUGCAACUCUCCCUCCUCCUAAGGAAGAAGAGCAGGAGGACGAGCAAAAGCACGAGGACAAGAACCACCAUGAGGAGGAGAUGAUUGAGCACUUUGCUCACGACCAUCGUCUUGCAUCCUUCCGCGUGGAUGCGCCAAAUUAUAUCGAAUGCAAGGCAUGCGGACAGCGGAUCUCCGGUCGUGUUUAUGGUUGCCGUGCCUGCAUAUUCGUGCUGCACGAAUCUUGCGCUCUGGCAUCCCGAGAGAUAAUUAAUCAUCCUUUCCAUCCACAGCACCCGCUCACCUUGCUUGUCGAUUCCGAGACUAGCUUUCGAUGCAAAGUCUGCGAGAGGUACUGUUGCUCUGCAUACAACUGUACUGAAUGUGAUUUCAAUCUCGAUAUGGAAUGUGCUGUUUCCAUUGUGCAUCCUCCUCGAGAUGAUCAGAUUUUUAAGGAGGAUAGGCAAGAGAUCAAUCACUUUUCUCACCCCCACCAACUGACAUCUUUUCAAGCAAAACCAGAGUUUCCUGCCACCUGCAGACUUUGCAAGGAAGGGAUAUCGGGUGAUUUUUACUGUUGCCCUGACUGCCUUUUAUUGCUCCACCCAGCGUGUGCCAAGUUGACACAAGAGAUUGUGCACCCUCUUCAUCCGGACCACCCUCUGAUCUGCCAAGCAGAUUUUCACAAUUGCUCUCUCUGCUCUGAUAAUACUCAUGGCUUUGGAUUCAAGUGUGAAGAGUGUCCCUUUGGCCUUCAUGUGGGAUGUGCUCUCCAAUCAAUCUCUGCUAAGAAAGAGGAAUUAAUUCUUAACAGUGAGCUUUACCAAGAACACUGCAUGAGGCUUCGGCGUCUGACUAAGGGAUAUGCCUGUUUUCUCUGCAAGUGGCCUGUUGUAGGUCUAGGUUAUGACUGUCCAGAAGCUUUCCGCACGCUGGAUUCCCAUAAAACAUGUGCUCAACUACCAGGUGUAUACCCUAUUCACCCACAACAUCCGCUCGUUCUUCUUUCUGAGCGGCUCGAAACAAUCAUUCCUUGCUCUGCAUGUCUUGGAAGUGAAUACCUCAUGGGGAUGACUAAUGGAUUCACUUUUUACUGUGAUGAUUGUAAGAUCCAGUUCCAUGCACAUUGUGCUAUGAGGAGGCCGUCUCUGAAACAUCAGCGUCACGAGCACAGCCUAUCCUAUUUCGAUACGAUAUGCCACAAGCCAUACAGAGUGCCAUGCAAUGUGUGUUAUGAUGAUUGCAGGAUUGACUUCUACCGCUGUGUUCCGUGCAACUAUAAUCUUCACUUCAGUUGCUUGCCUCUGCCCCCUUCUGCUAAACACGAAUUUCAUUACCAUCAGCUGGUGCUCCGUGAUAGAUUUGUUGAUGACCUUUAUGAUUAUGAGGAGCAAUACUGCGACGUGUGUGAGACACUCAGGCACCCGGAACAUGGUGUUUAUUAUUGCGAGGAGUGUAAUUAUGAUGCUCAUAUCGACUGCGUCAUCCCCAAGGCAAAUCUCGAGAAAAGGAGACAAAUGGAGGACAUUAAGCUCAAGCAUCUGGAUGAACAAAUUGCAAAUAAAGUAGCGGGGGCAGAGACAUUGAAGAUAAAAAUGGAAAUGGCAAAGAAAGAAUGGGAAAUGUCAAAGGAAAAAUGGGAAACAGCAAUGAAAGAUCUGGAGGAGCUCAAGGAAAAGAGACGAGAGACAUUGAGCUCUUGAGCGCAGCAGGAAGAAGAGUUGAAUAGGCCAUGACCUUGGGAGUUUCGAAAUGCUUUCUCUUGGCACAUCGUUCAUAAUAAUAGGGAUCUCAUGCAUCCAAUUGGUCCAAAUAGAUUUUAUUCAUUAUGUGCAUCAGUGAGCAGAGAUCUUAUUCUGCGCUUGUCAUUCUUAUUAUGAUCUAAAAUUACUUCUUAAGGACCAGAUUACUGAUUAUUGAAGUGUUCAAGUACUUCUAAAAAGCCAAAUUGUGUGA
This is a messenger RNA of Punica granatum (pomegranate), 2319 nucleotides long. Lineage: Eukaryota; Viridiplantae; Streptophyta; Magnoliopsida; Myrtales; Lythraceae. The record is from RefSeq and is a predicted model, not a curated record.